AGUGCUGCAGCAGCUCCCAGUCCAGUGCUAGGAAACAUUCCCCCAGGAGAUGGCAUGCCAGUAGGUCCUGUACCACCAGGUUUUUUUCAGCCUUUCAUGUCCCCUCGGUACCCUGGAGGUCCAAGGCCACCUUUAAGAAUACCCAAUCAGGCACUUGGAGGUGUCCCAGGAAGUCAGCCAUUAUUGCCUAGUGGGAUGGACCCGACACGGCAGCAAGGGCAUCCAAACAUGGGUGGUCCAAUGCAGAGAAUGACUCCUCCAAGAGGAAUGGUUCCUUUAGGACCGCAGAACUAUGGAGGUGCAAUGAGACCCCCACUGAAUGCUUUAGGUGGCCCGGGGAUGCCUGGAAUGAACAUGGGCCCAGGCGGGGGUAGACCUUGGCCAAACCCAACCAAUGCCAAUUCUAUACCUUAUUCUUCAGCAUCUCCUGGGAACUAUGUAGGUCCUCCAGGAGGUGGAGGGCCACCAGGAACACCCAUCAUGCCUAGUCCAGCAGAUUCAACCAACUCUGGAGACAACAUGUACACUUUAAUGAAUGCAGUACCAGCUGGACCCAACAGACCUAAUUUUCCAAUGGGGCCAGGGUCAGAUGGACCUAUGAGUGGAUUGGGUGGAAUGGAUUCACAUCAUAUGAAUGGAUCAUUAGGCUCAGGAGACAUGGACAGUAUUUCCAAAAACUCUCCCAGUAAUAUGAGCAUGAGUAAUCAACCCGGCACUCCCAGGGAUGACGGUGAGAUGGGUGGAAACUUCCUAAACCCUUUUCAGAGUGAGAGUUACUCCCCUAGCAUGACUAUGAGUGUGUGAUCCGUUAUCAAGUCUCCUCAUGAAGACCACAGUGAGUUGGCCCUCUUCAGAGAGCUACUACAGAAGAAAAUUAUUCAUCCCAGUGUACAGUUUAACAAAAGGAUCUCAGA
This is a messenger RNA of Tinamus guttatus (white-throated tinamou), 914 nucleotides long. The record is from RefSeq and is a predicted model, not a curated record. NCBI's taxonomy places the organism in Eukaryota, Metazoa, Chordata, Aves, Tinamiformes, Tinamidae.